AUGCGACGUCAACACGUGACCAGCAGAGGUGAAGUUCAAGUGGAAGAUGCUGGAGGUGUUGAUGGAAAUUUCGACGGGAUUGUUCCCUUAGAUUAUGGAAAUACCGUCAAAUGGAAGAACACAAUAUGCGUUGACAUGGACAUUUCGCAGGUCACAGACCUUUCUGACCAGACCUCUGAGGAAACUGACGCCAUACCUCAAGAUAACUCAGCUGAUAUCAGCGCGUUCCUUCUCCCUGCUAUUGGCGCGUUACUUAUGCUCAUUUUCGGCGGUAUACUUUUUUCAAGCGGAACCGUCCCAUGCAAAACCAAAAAAAUGUCGGAGGAUAAGUUUAAAAGAAAAUUUGAACAAAAAUAUGGGCGACGGACGAUUCGUUUUCAUAACAUACCGGAGAAAAUCGCAAAAGAACCGUCCUCUGUGCUGCAGCAAGAAAACAACGACGUUGUGGAUGCUGUAAGGAAAGAAUAUCAAGAUUUACCGCAGUUCCAGCCAGUCAGCGGAUUAGUUGGCAACAUCGGGGGAUUACUUGGGCAGACAUGCGUAGUAAAUAUGUCUAAGGCGGAAGUCAGAGAUACAGGUGUAAGUCCAAUUCAUUUCAACACAAAAGAUUGCAAAAAGACUUCGUAUCAAGACAGGGAUUGCGUGAUGGAAUGUUUUAGCAGAGACGACCAUGCACAAAGAAAUCCCGCUGCAUCCAGCGGAAUUGGUACUGAUUCUCCGGAUAGUUACGAAGUCGAUAGUUUAGAAAAGUAUCCGAUCAGUGAACAUCAUUCUUUAAGUUUCCACGAAGGAGAAAUAAAUGAGAUACCCGGCAGGCAUAAGACACCUCAGUUUGACUAUGGAGUUUAUGGUGGAGGAAGAGCAAGUGUGCUCCAGUUAGAAAGUGCUCCUAGUACUUUAUGUGUUAAAGGCUGCAAUUGUUCCAUACAUGGGGCAGAUGUUGAAAAAAUGAGAACCAGUGCAGAGAAGCCUCGAGUUAACAAAACACAACUCACUUGGGGUGAUAUUGCACAAAGCUCAAAUAAAACUCAGAAUCAUGGGAGCGAAUGUGACGCAUAUACAGCGCACAGUGAUAUGAUAAAGCCUCAAACUCCAGGUGCGCAGAUAUCUGGAUCUUUAACGUCAGAGAAUAUGAGAGAAAUUAAUAAAAGUCCACUGAGACGCAUGGAUUUGGAAAAGUGGCUAAACGAUGUGGAAGAGUCCCGCAAUGAAGGAGGGAAGAUCAGCCCUUCGGCUAUUGACUCUCCUGACGAGGAAAUUGGAAGACCUUGGUGCGCAACUCAUGAGAGGGACUGUCAAUCGAGCCGGAGAAAAAUGCGUGCACCACUUCAGGAAAGUUUACAGCUGUUGGCAAAACUGCAGGUAAUUUCAGAAGAUGAUUUGCCUCUGGCUCAGAACUCAGUCCAUCGUGGAGGUCGCCUAAGCUGCUUGCAAACGGUAAGGGCACCAGGCUCACUGUGUUUGGGUCCAGGUAGUUGCAAAGGGCAUGGUGAGUUUCAGAUGACCUCCAGCCAAUCAAAUAAGACAAAUACGAUAACUGCUGAAAAUAGUUCUGAGUUUCUGAAUGACGAUCGUCAGCUUGUUACAUCAAGAACUGAGCGCCUCGCGAAAGGUGGAAGACAGAGUACUUUAAAUCUCCUUAGAGCGUCAAGUGCGAUGUGUAUUCAUGGAACUUCGUGUAGAGUUCAUUGCCAGAAAACGGGAGAAAAGUUUCCCUGCACACCUGAGAAAGGCUUUAAAGCGGCGUUACACUCUGAGCAAACAGAACUAAGAGGUGCCAGCAUUUUGGGUGCUGUCCAAAGUGAAGAAGAAGAUAGAGCGAUCAUUGAAACCACUGCAAGACAAAGUGAAUUUGUGAACACGGAUAUCAGAGAGAAUGAACUUCGAGGGGCGAGUAUCUUUGGUGAUUUCUGCUCUUUGAGAGAUAUGAACUUGAGAGGAGCGAGCAGCUUUGCUGAGCAACCUAAAAGAAAGUUCCAUAGUGGUCGCAGUUGUGGCGACGAAGCAAACAAUUUUCAAAUAAACUUGGAAGAAAAUAGGGGUGCAAGUUGCUUUGCACCGAUCGAUGAAAGUGUAGCGGAUACAUCAAGCGUGACACUAAGCUUCGCUGUGGAAUCUGACACAGAUAGUUUUUUUCCCGAUAAAAACUCGAGGCAGAAGAAAAAGGUGGUUCUAAGUAACACUCUACAUGACAACUUAGAAGUUAAAGAUGCAAAGAAAUACCAGACUGUGGAUGGUAGAAUCUCAACUGCUAAUGCCUCAGAAAAAAAGGAUGUUGGUCUUGUCCAAAGAGAACAUUCAAAAAAUUUUGAUCAGCGAAUUUUAAAAGUGGGUAAAGACACUCAAAUAAUGUCUACUCUUUUAAAUGCACUUCGACGAGAUGGUGAAAAGCGCAAACAGCAGCAAAAUAUCGACCAAGGAUCCAAUCAUCUUACGAGCGACAAAGAAGCUUUAGUAGGAAAUCUAAAAGUGUCUGUUUUGUACAAGAACGGUAAUUCUGUCACCUCUUUGCUUUACGUCUCUAUUUUGGGUCUUGAAGUUACUCUAAACAAAAAUGUAAUGCCAGAAUGCGAUGUUUACGUGAAAGUUUGCCUUUUACCAAAAUUUUCAACAUGGCAGCGUACAAGGACGGUAAACAUCACGGACAGCUUUGUUUUGAGAGACCAUUUUGUCAUGUCUGGAGUAAAAGCAAUGGAUUUAGAAGAAGCUAUCCUCAGAUUUAUGGUUGUGCGUUUGGGAGAGGACGACAAACCCUUUGCUCAGGUGGACGUGUCAUUAGAGGAACUUAAGUCAUGUGAUAAAUUCAAAAGGACUUAUGUGCUGCGUGCGCCUACCGACAACGCAUAG
Molecule: messenger RNA, 2847 nt
Organism: Pocillopora verrucosa
Lineage: Eukaryota; Metazoa; Cnidaria; Anthozoa; Scleractinia; Pocilloporidae
Source: RefSeq, a predicted model, not a curated record